Vigna angularis (adzuki bean) is the source of this 800-nucleotide messenger RNA. RefSeq names its product kunitz-type trypsin inhibitor-like 2 protein. Bases 33 to 686 code for a protein of 217 amino acids. The record is from RefSeq and is a predicted model, not a curated record. The transcript is spliced from 2 exons. NCBI's taxonomy places the organism in Eukaryota, Viridiplantae, Streptophyta, Magnoliopsida, Fabales, Fabaceae. Gene Ontology annotation, molecular function: endopeptidase inhibitor activity.
AACCAAUCCACAACAACAUCUCCAACAACACCAUGAAGCCAACCCUAGUUCUUGCUCUCUCUUUCCUCCUUCCCCUCCUUGCUUUCUUCACCAACCUUCCCUUAGCUUUCUCAGAUGAUGUUGAACAAGUUGUGGACAUACAUGGGAACCCAAUUUUCCCAGGUUUUACAUACUACAUCAUCCCAGCAAUCCGUGGUCCACCUGGUGGUGGAUUGAAACUUGGCCAAACUGGAAACUCAGACUGCCCUCUUACUGUCCUGCAAGAUUACUCAGAAAUCUUCCGUGGCCUCCCUGUGCAAUUCACCAUUCCCGGAAUCAGUCCUGAAAUCAUCUUCACAGGUACCAAACUGGACAUCGAGUUCAAACAGAAGCCAUGGUGUGCAGAAUCCUCCAAGUGGUCAGUGUUCGUGGACGAAUCAAUCCAGAAGGCGUGUGUGGGAAUUGGUGGUGCCGAAGGCCAUCCUGGGCAACAAACUUUUGCUGGCAAAUUUCACAUUGAGAAAUACCAAUUUGGGUACAAGCUUGUGUUCUGCAUCACUGGCUCACCGACUUGCUUGGAUAUUGGGAGAUUUGAUGCACAGAACGGUGAGGGUGGAAGACGCUUGAAUCUCACCGAGCACGAAGCAUUCGAUAUUGUGUUCGUACCAGCUUUUGAAGCUGAUAAAGUCAUUAAGUCCGUAGUUUGAAUCGAAUAUCUCUAGUUAAUCAGAUUUUGGUUAAUGCAAUCAUAUGUUGUUGUUUUGAUUUGCAUUACCUAAUAAAAUCUAGUCCAAAGACUGAAUAAGAUAGUUAAUUACUAA